UGUGGAUGAUGAUCUUGCCCUCGUUAGACUCUUUUAGAAAAAAAAUUACGAAAGGAAAAAUCCGAUUAAAUACAAUACGCUAUUCAAUGGUUUUGUAGUUUGGUUUUAACAGUCGAGGGCGGUUGGUGAGACUGGUUGUGGAUAUAAAGUAAAAUGGUUCUGGACCUACGGAUCCUCUUGAGGCAGCGAAAAUCUUCCGUCAUAACUGAAUUUUUGCUUAUAUUUCUAAUAUGUACUAUGCUGACCUGGUUCCUCCAACUCUUAUGGCGGAAAAGGAAAUUAUAUCAGGCUUCACUAAACUUACCCGGUCCCUUUGCCUUACCAAUAAUAGGAUCGGCGUUUUAUUUUAUUGGAAAACCUUAUAACAUUUUUGGACAAAUUAUGCAUAUGUUCAAUAACUAUCCGGGAAUCUUUAGAGUAUGGUUUGGGCCGCGGAUGUUUUACGCAGUUUCCGAUCCAAAGUAUUUGGAAAUUAUUCUUACAAGUCCCCAGGCUUUAGCUAAAGAAAAUUUGUAUAGAAUGGCCCAACCAGUUACCGGACAUGGCUUAUUUUCUACUUUAUCAGUGGCUCAUUGGAAGAAGCAUAGAAAAAUAAUCAAUCCGACUUUCAAUCAGCAAAUCUUGGAUAGAUUUAUGGUGGUGUUCGUUGAACAAUCUGAGAUACUUAUUGAAGUUUUAAAAAAAUAUGCCGGUAAAGAAGAGCAUGAUAUUCUAAAGCUGAUGACCAGAUGCACUUUGGAUAUUAUUAGUGAAACUGCUAUGGGGGUUCAAAUUAAAGCUCAAUCCACAGAUACGAGUUUUCCUAAAUGGGUGGACAGAUUAAUGGAAAUCGUUAUGAUAAGGAUAUUCAACAUCUACUACCAUAGCGACUUUAUUUUCGCCAAUUCGCGUCUUGGCAAAGAAUUUUAUGACAUUACAAAUAAAGUGAGGACCUUCACCAAAAAUGUUGUCCUUGAAAAGAAAAAAAUUCGCUACAACGAAAAAUUUGAGAAUAAUGAAGUUUCGUCUGAUGCAGAAGGAACAAUGCUUAAAAGAACAGCUUUUCUAGACCUCCUAAUUGACAUUAACUAUGAAGCAAAAAACUUCCAGUUCACUGACGAGGAACUGAUGGACGAAACAAUUACUUUUAUGAUCGCGGGUUCCGAUACUACUGCCUCCACGAACUGUUUUGUUUUAACAAUGCUAGGUUUACAUCAAGAUAUUCAAGAAAAUGUAUUAAGAGAGAUUCUUGAAGUAGUGGGAGAGGAAGGAAGCGUUCAACUAUCCCACCUACCAAAUCUAAAAUAUCUUGAAAGAGUCAUUAAGGAAACCUUGAGGCUGUUUCCAAAUGGUCCUUUCUUAGUGCGAACGGCCCAAGAAGAUAUUGACCUCGGUGAUUGCACUAUUCAAAAGGGUUGCUCCAUAGUAUUAGGCGUUUUAAGGUCACACAGAAAUGAAAAAUACUGGCCGGAUUCUCUUAAAUUUGAUCCCGAUCGAUUUUUACCUGAAAAAGCUGCUAAGAUCUUACCUGGUUGUUUUAUACCAUUUUCCUAUGGACCCAGAAACUGUAUUGGAAUGAAAUAUGCCAUGAUGGCUAUGAAGACCCUUCUGGCUACAGUAAUUAGACGAUACAAGCUGUUUACUUCAUAUAAGAGUGUGAAGGAUAUUGAGCUAAAAAGUAAUAUGGUUUUAAGGCCCAAAGAUGGGUAUAAGUUGACUUUUGAAUUGAGAUAAUAAAUAAGUAGAUCAAGAGUAUCAUUUUUAUUAAUUA
This is a messenger RNA of Anthonomus grandis grandis, 1750 nucleotides long. RefSeq names its product cytochrome P450 4C1-like. Bases 154 to 1713 code for a protein of 519 amino acids. Lineage: Eukaryota; Metazoa; Arthropoda; Insecta; Coleoptera; Curculionidae. The transcript is spliced from 12 exons. Gene Ontology annotation, molecular function: monooxygenase activity; oxidoreductase activity, acting on paired donors, with incorporation or reduction of molecular oxygen; heme binding. The record is from RefSeq and is a predicted model, not a curated record.